GCUCUAGAUGCUCUAGCAUGAAUGCGCGCCGCGCGCUGGCCUUUGCUUUGUGAUAUAGGGGACCCACAGUCACGGUGCGAAGGCAACGUCUGAGACCCAAUUCGUCAGCGCAGCCAACUAGCGCCCCAGAGGCUGGGAGGCCAAAUCUCCAGAGGGGGGCUCUGGGACUAAUCUCCGUCGCGGCGGGGACCAAUUACUCUCAACCUCGCGCCGUCGGCGACCAUAGUCAUCAUGGGCAUGAUGGACGACCUCCAGAAGCGGCUCGAGAAGUUCGGCAAGGACGUCGAGCGCUCCGUGACCGGCAAGAAGAAGCCGAAAGGCGGCCAUACGUUAGGAGGCGCGGCGGACAGCGCGCUCGAGCACGCCUUCGACGCUUCUCGACCGCUGGGCAUGACGCUGACCAAGGCCGACGACGGCCGCGCGGAGGUGACGGGCGUCGCGCAGCAGGGCCAGGCCGAGUCCAAGGCCGUGCGGAUCGGGGACGUCGUCGCCGCGCUCGACGGCGCCGCGACCGACUACGACGGCUUCGUCGCGGGCGUCGCGGCCGCGCGGUCGACGGGCGCGCGGAUGCGUGUGCGCUUCGCGCGGCCGCUGCCGCGCGGCGCCGCCAAGAAGGCGGCGCCGCUCUCCAACGAGCAGCGCGACGCGCGGCGCGACGCCAUGGCGCGCGCCGCCGAGAAGCGCGGCCAGCCGGCGCCGCGGAAGAAGAAAGCGGCGGACGCGCCCAAGUCGCCGACGGUCUUCGAGGACGGGCCGCGGUCGGCCGAGACGCAGGCCGCCUGGGAGCGCGCGCAGCGCGGCGACGACCGCACGCGGCGCGACAUGGGCUACGACCCGUUCCAGGCCGUGAGCAGCGCGGGCACGCUCGAGCACGAGCGGGCCGCGCUGCGCCAGCAGCCGGAGCCCUUCGCGGGCGGCGGCCGGCGCCUCGACGGGCAGGCGGCGUGCCCCGAGGCGGAGGUGGCCUGCGAGGCGCUGGAGCUCUGCGUCGACAAGGCGGCGGCGCUCACGUGCGCCGAGACGGUGCUCAAGCUGCUGGGGAACGCGGCCAAGGGCGACGCGAAGUUUAGGAGGGUGCGCCUCGGCAACAAGGCCGUUCAGGAAAGAAUCCUCGCCGUCGACGGGGGCCUCGAGGCGUUGUGCGCGGCGGGCUUCGAGCUCGCGGAAGACGGCGACGAGACCGUGUUGCUCUUGAAGGACGGCUUCGACGCGGCGCGGCUCGACGCGGCGACCAAAACGGUCGCCGCGGCGAAGGCGCGGCUCUCCAAGUAGUUCUUCGACCGGCGCUGUCUUUAUCUCUCCUCGUCGUGGUGUCCGGUCGACUAGUUAUUGUGUAAAAGACUUA
This is a messenger RNA of Pelagomonas calceolata, 1345 nucleotides long. The record is from the annotation of a GenBank genome assembly. Lineage: Eukaryota; Pelagophyceae; Pelagomonadales; Pelagomonadaceae.